AUGUUAGAGAAAGAUAAUCUCUACUCCCUGUUCGGAGUGUUUUUGGGCAAUAGUAUUAUUUCGUCUCCAGUUCACAUAUGGAAGAAGUACCGGAAGCUGAUGAACCCCGUGAUGUGUCCUUCUAAUGUGGAGAACUUCCUUCCGGUCUUCAACGAAGUCAGCAGGAAGUUAACAGAACAGUUAUCGGUCAGCUCCCCACCUUCAGAUCGCACUGAUGAGAUUUUUGAAAUGACCGUGAUUGCUGGCACAAGAACAAUAAUUUCAAGAAAAAUCAUUUUGGAUCAUUUAAUGGAAGCAAAAUUCAUACUUCAUAAUAUUGGCAAGCUACUCAUCUUAAGGCUUUUCAAGUUUUGGCUACAUAUUGACUGGCUGUUUAAAUUGCUCUAUGGGAAGGAGAUAAACGAAUGUUUAAAAAUUCGAGACAAAUGUAUGAGCGAUCUCAGUCAGGAAUGGAAAGAAGGAGCCACUAUUAAAAAGGGAGUGAUUCCAGGCGCAAAUCAGAACAGCGAACGCUUAUCAGGCUUAAACUUAGUGGAUGUAAUGUUUGAAAAUUUGCCAAUGGUAUCAGAUGACCAUGAUUGGAUGGAUGAACUUAUAACUAUGAUACCAGGUGCAACUGACACAGUUGUUUCUGCUCUGUCUUUUCUGCUUCUCACAAUUGGACACUAUCCGGAAGUACAGGAAAGGAUGUUCAUGGAGAUUCAGGAAGUAAUGGGAGACCUGGACCGUGACGUUACCUCUGCCGACGUUAAAGCCAUGAAGUACCUGGACCAGGUCAUUCUAGAGAGCAUUAGGCUACAUGGUAACGCUGUUUUAAUCAUGAGAAAAGCUACAAAUGAUACUAAAAUAGACAGUUGCACUCUGCCAGCUGGUAGUCGGGUGUUGAUAAUGCUCCACGCUUUGGGCUGGAACAAAAAACGGUUCCCAAAUCCUGAACAGUUCCUGCCUGAACGGUUCUCUCCAGAACAAAAGAAACUGCGACAUAUCUACUCUUUUAUGCCAUUCAGCGCUGGUCCCCGCAACUGUAUAGGGAAGGCAUACGCGAUGGUGAUCCUGAAGACAGCCCUGGUCCAUAUCCUGAGACGCCUGCGAGUUAAAUCACACACAAAAUUGUCAGACAUAGAGUACGAGCUGAGGACGAUAAUGUUCAGCAAGACCCCGCUACUGGUCACCUUCCAUCCGCGAUAGCGACGGUUGUAUUUUAAUCUCCUAUAGAGCAUACGAGUUGAAUAUGGUUAAUUAUUAGUAACCUUAGCAUGAAUCCUCAUGAAUGUUUUUUGUGCGUAAAAACCAAUUGUUAAAUAUAGUGGUUAGUGUUUGCUACUUUGUAUUUUAUUAUUUCUCUUUAAACUGCAACACUUAAUUUUAAAAAUCAAAGGCCAUACUUUAAUUAGUAAAAACAUUUAUGCUGUAAUAUGAUGAAAACCUACAAGUUUGUUAAACAUAAGUAGACAUAUCAGAUACGUACUAUUAUUUCAGAAUCCAUGGUUGAGAGAUUCAAAACGUAAAUACUGGUUUUAUUUUAGGUUUUUCUGUAUUAAUAAACAUAUAAGUCUCUAAAACCUAAUUUGGUCAAAAAAUUUUAACUUUCUUCUGUUUAGAGUAAUUUUCUAUAUAGCAUAUUUCAGGUGUCAUUGUUAAGUUUGAUUUGUGCACAAAAAGAAAAUAUAUAUCACCAAAAAAUAUGUGCAAACAAAAACCAACUUCGAUUAAAAAGCGUCUAUUUUUGGCUCUUAAUUACUUUCCGUCAAAGAUAUUUCUUCUAUUUAAAAGUUUGCUUAUUUGUCCCGUUAAAGAAAACAUAUAACUUACGUACGACUAAAAAGUUACUGCGGUACAAAAGAGUCAAAUACGACCGAUUAAAUUCAAUUCCGCUCUAAUUUAUUUACGACUUCACAGUUGAGUAUACUUCACACUGGCCAAGAAAAUAAACACACGUGUGGGUUUUGGAAUCUAACUUACAUUUAAAGUCGUUUAUGUGCAGUCUGGUGCUUUUAUUAAUCUACAGACCUGAGGCGUUUUCUCUGAGAAAUUAGAGCGCACCACUGAAGAACUGUUUUCCUUUUCACUAAAACCUGAAUAAAGACAUAAUUAACAGAAGGGCUUAUUGUAACUUUGGUAGAACUCAUCUUGACAAACUUUCAAGUGUUUAAUUUAAAAUCAUAUUAACCUACUUAGAAAAUUGUAUUGUAAUUUUGAUUCAGUUACGCAUCUUUAAUGUUGAACAGUUUAAUAAGUUUCUAGUAUUUAUGAUUAAGUUGCACAUAUUAUUAACCUCAACCUACAUGCAUAUUAGCUCUGUUACGAUGUUUUUGGUUUAGAUGUGUAAGUUAUACGUAUUGACAAAUCUUAUGAUGUUCCUGAUGAUCAUAAUUGUGAAACUUGAAUACUAUGAUAAUUUAUUCAAUGAUAGUAUAACCUUUUAUAUAAUGAGUUUUAAGUGAUCAUCAGUAAUUCAACGCUCAUUAUGGAUUUUCAUAGUAAUAUUUUGUAAAAAAAUUAAAUAUACUUAUUUUAAAUUCAA
Molecule: messenger RNA, 2524 nt
Organism: Homalodisca vitripennis (glassy-winged sharpshooter)
Lineage: Eukaryota; Metazoa; Arthropoda; Insecta; Hemiptera; Cicadellidae
Product: cytochrome P450 4c21-like
Exons: 10
Coding region: 1-1188 (395 amino acids)
Molecular function (GO): iron ion binding; monooxygenase activity; heme binding
Source: RefSeq, a predicted model, not a curated record